Cynocephalus volans (Philippine flying lemur) is the source of this 591-nucleotide messenger RNA. RefSeq names its product CD70 molecule (gene CD70). Bases 1 to 591 code for a protein of 196 amino acids. The record is from RefSeq and is a predicted model, not a curated record. Gene Ontology annotation, cellular component: extracellular exosome; plasma membrane. Gene Ontology annotation, biological process: immune response; tumor necrosis factor-mediated signaling pathway. Gene Ontology annotation, molecular function: tumor necrosis factor receptor binding. Lineage: Eukaryota; Metazoa; Chordata; Mammalia; Dermoptera; Cynocephalidae. The transcript is spliced from 3 exons.
AUGGGCGAAGAGAGCUCCAGCUGCUCGGUGCCCCGCCUGCCCUGGGGGUCCUUCCUGCGUCUUGCUUUGCUCCUGCUUCUCAUCGGUAUGGCGAUCUACUGCUUCCUCUGCAGAUCGCGCUUUGCACAGCAGCAGCAGCAGCAGCAGCAGCAGCAGCUCGGGUCACCCGGGUGGGACAUAGCCGAGCUCCAGCUGAACCACACAGGAUCUCGACAGGACCCCAGGCUGCACUGGCAGGCGGGCCCAGCACUGGGCCGCUCCUUCCUGCAUGGACCACAGCUGGACAAUGGGCAGCUGCGUGUCCAUCGUGAUGGCAUCUAUCGGCUUCACAUCCAGGUGACACUCAUUAACUGCUCCUCCGCGUGGACCACUGUGCCCCGUGGGGCCACCCUGGCUGUGGACAUCUGCUCCCCUGCCACCCACAGCAUCAGCUUGCUGCGCCUCAACUUCCACCACAGUUGCACCGUUACCUCCCAGCGCCUGACACCCCUGGCCCGUGGGGACACCCUCUGCACCAACCUCACACUGUCAGCACUGCCGUCUCGAAACGCUGAUGAGACCUUUUUUGGCAUACAGUGGGUGCACCCCUGA